This is a messenger RNA of Clarias gariepinus (North African catfish), 2635 nucleotides long. RefSeq lists its product as uncharacterized. Lineage: Eukaryota; Metazoa; Chordata; Actinopteri; Siluriformes; Clariidae. Bases 52 to 756 code for a protein of 234 amino acids. Gene Ontology annotation, cellular component: external side of plasma membrane. The record is from RefSeq and is a predicted model, not a curated record. Gene Ontology annotation, biological process: cell surface receptor signaling pathway; cellular response to lipopolysaccharide; positive regulation of T cell proliferation. The transcript has 6 exons.
UGUGUGUGUGUGUGUGUGUGCUGCGUGCGUGUAUGAGAAACUGACUCAGUAAUGAUGAAGUGCUUGUAUCUUGUGUUUGUCGUGUUUCACGUGGCUGCAGGCUGUGCUUUCUCUGAUAAUAAAGAGAUACAUAUUUAUGGACACAGAGGUGAUUCAGUGCUGUUACCCUGCUCCUGCUCUGACCUAAGCAGCAAACCUCAGAGACUCACCUGGUGGACCUACAGAACAGGAAGUGCAACAAAGGUGUUAAAUGAUCAGCACUACCGUAACAGAGUUCAGCUGUUUAAUAACAUUUCUCCUGCUAAUCUGUCUCUGCUCAUAUCUAACCUGAGAGUAGAGGAUGACGCAGACUACAGCUGCAGCACUGAGAAGGAUCACAGAGACAUCAGGCUUCAUGUUAAAGGAAGCAGAGAAACUUCAACACACUGGAUUAAAUCAGAUACAACACCUCCAUCAGAACAGCCUCAGGGUAAAACAACACCUGCAGCACCACUGGUACAAGUGUUCAGCAUUCUGGUGGUUUUAUUGUUGGUGAUAUCCGGUGUAGUAGCAAUUACUUGUUGGAAAUGCAGAGAAAGAAGAUCUAAAGAGGACGUGAUUACUGAAGGAUGUCCAGACUCUAACAGAAUGCAGAAGGAUCAGACUGUAUAUGAUGUCACUUACUCUACUGUAACCCACAUUAACACACCUGGAGCAGCACGGGUCCAGAUCAACACUGAGAAGGAAAUUGAAUAUGCCGUCAUUAUAGCAAAUUAAUCCACUAUAAAUAUUUAUAAUAAUGCUGAAAACAUACAACAUAUUAAAUACAACCUGUGAGGAAUGGAAAUAAUAUUUUAAAUAUAGGUGCUUUUCAUUAUUCUGUUUUGAAGAAGAAGUUCCUGUUUGUUUAUGCUGUGUGACACUCUGCCUGGACUUUUUGUGUUAAGGGGUGUGUGAAAGUCUGCUUGUUUCAUGUGGAGUAUUACACAAUAUUCUCUGUGAAUGGCACAAUGUUGGUUUACCGAUACCAUAAGAAAGAGGAAGUAGUCAUUCUCCCAUCAGCCCUAGUGCUGCCCUGGACUCAAUUAUGUAUCACUCUGACAAGUGUCCUAUAUGUAAAGUUUUUCUUGUUUUGCAGACAGCAGCUACUUUUCAGAAGUGUGUGUACACAUGUGUGUGUGUGCGUGUGCCUAGACUUUGAGCCAGAGUUACAAAGAGAUUGUAAUUUGUCAUCUUUCAUAAUAAGUUGCAUAAUAAUUCUCGAAAGGAGAAGCUUUAAAGGAUGUUGAUGUAAGGGACAAAAGACAAAGUGCAUGAUGGGAAAUAAAUUCCUGUUACACAUGCUGUCAGUCCUACUAUCCACAGCACUAGUUCCUUUUAUACAUUCUGACUUCAAACAAUGACUUCUGACAAUCUGCUUCACUGUUAAACUAAGUGCUAAAAAUAGGCACUGCUCAGGAUGGACUAUAUCUGACUUCCUUAGCAUUCAUUUUAUUAGCACAGGGGGUAAAUUAGAAAUUAGUUAAGCCCUAUUAAACAUAAAACUGGGAUUCUUGGGAACUUUUUAAUCAUGCUUCACUAAAUUAAUUUGUGAUAGAAAUUUGGAAAUAUCAGGUCAGUAUUUUCUACAUCUUACUUUUUCAUAAAAAAGAAAAGAAGGGAAGAAACCUAUGGUUUACAUAUAGCAUUGUGCAGUGUAGAGCAAACACAACUGGGCAAACAAGACACAAACAUGAGGAGACACAGACUGAUGUAAAACAAAAGUGAGUAAAUGAAGAGGGUAGGUUGCAUUGUUCUUAGCUUCUCGGCGUGGUUGAUGGCGCAGCAGUAAUAUUUGGCGGUCAAGGCUGGCUGAGCCUGAGGGCAUUGAUGCUGAGACGGAGGUCAAGGGUUAAAUGGCAGCUUUUACUUGCCGUGAUCCUUUGUGUCAAGACUAAUUGUGACUGGUCAGAGUCUGGAGUGAUACUGGUCUGGUCCUUUUACAGUAUACAGCGGUAAUGACAGCAGAAUGGUGAGGAGAAAUGCAAUGCCAGACUUGGAGCCCCUCUCCUUCACAGCACAUAGUGGAGCUGGCCUUGGUGCUGGACACAUGUUUCUCUUCCAUUUUAAUACUGAACGUGGAGGCUAAUCUAACAUAGUAAAUCUGCUGGUGAGGAUCUGCCUGGUGAAACCCACAUAAACACACAGGGGUCAGGAACAACACAGAAUUGAACCCAGGACCCUGGAGUUCUAAUACUGCAUCAUCAUAUAGAUUUUAUUUUUAUUAUACUUAACAACAAGAAAACUUCACCACAAAGUUCACAGAAUUUUAAUAUUGUUUAGAAUUUUUUGAAUUUCGGUUUGAGUUUCGAAUGAUCCAAAGCCUCAAUCAGAAAGAAUGCAUCAAGAAGCUUUUGAGUAGUUUCAUUAUUUGGAGGUGCAAAAUAUUAACAUUCACUAGUAGUAGUACUACAGUAUAUUGCCUGAACCAGCUAUACAAUUAAUUGUAAAACCAUUUACCAGAACAAUGUUUAUUAAUCUCUGGUCAGCCGUCUAGUGAUUUUUAUUAUGUAAGUGAUAAAAUUUGUUUGCUUUGCAGAUGUUCCACAACAUUAAAUGUAAUUAUGAACCCAUAAAUGUCAUUGUUUACUAAAUAAAAACUGUAAUUGUUGACAAA